Molecule: messenger RNA, 1116 nt
Organism: Poecilia reticulata (guppy)
Lineage: Eukaryota; Metazoa; Chordata; Actinopteri; Cyprinodontiformes; Poeciliidae
Gene: gatc
Product: glutamyl-tRNA amidotransferase subunit C
Biological process (GO): regulation of translational fidelity; mitochondrial translation; glutaminyl-tRNAGln biosynthesis via transamidation
Cellular component (GO): mitochondrion; glutamyl-tRNA(Gln) amidotransferase complex
Source: RefSeq, a predicted model, not a curated record
UGUUUUACUUCCUCCUUCUUUAGCAUGUUGUUAGCAAAGCUGCAAGCUAUGUGGAGCUGACCUUACUGGAGAAGAGGACAAAGAAAAUGUGGCGGUUUUCGCUUAGAUCACAUGCAGAAGUGAUUGAGUAAAUAUGACGAAGAUGUUGGCAUUUCAAACGCUUCGUGUCGUUUCCCUGGAAAUCCUUGGUUCGCCAUGUAACCUGUUGGCAAACAAUGUUUACUCCAUAACUAAGAGAUGCAGCCUCAGAAGCCUGCAAAGCCAAAUCUUAAGACCGCUCAGCUCCCACCAACAUAACCCAAAGGUCCCAAAAGUGCCAACAUGGGAGCCUGUACCAGAAGAGCAGCUUCCUCAGCCCACCAGGAUCCCUGCUGACCUGGUGGACAAGCUGGAGCGGCUGGCCUUGGUGGAUUUCCGGACCAAGCAGGGGCUGGAGUGCCUGGAGAAAGCCAUUCGUUUCGCUGAUCAGCUUCACGUUGUUGACACGUCUGGGGUCGAGCCGAUGGAUUCAGUCCUGGAGGACAGGGCUUUAUAUCUGAGGGACGACACAGUGACAGAGGGUGACUGCGCAGAGGAGCUGCUUAAGCUCGCAAGAAACACAGUGGAAGAAUAUUUUGUUGCACCACCAGGAAACAUUCCUCUGCCUAAAAGGGAGGAGAGGGCUGCCAUCCUCAGACACUCGGAAUUCUGAUGACAUGAUUGUGAAUAAUUUAUUGCUCUUUUUUUUUUUAUGGAAAAUUGUACGUGUCUUUACUGCAGUUUAUCUGCAGCCAUAAAACAAUAUGGGAGAAACUGGGAGAUGUGCAGCUGGUUUUAUUGGCUCAGCUUCUGCUAAAAUUCUAAUUUUCCUGUUGUUGACAAACAUGUUCGGGUUUCAGUAUCAUUUCACAUGAAGUUGAUGUCACAUAUUGACUACAGCUGUGAUGAUGCAAAGUAAAGACAGGACAGAUAUUACAUCGCACAGGGAAAUACAUGUUAUGUUUUCUUAUGCUGGUUGUCAUAUUUUACAUAACAUUUUCACUAAAAUCUGACCCAAGACUCUUCAAAUGUCUUAAGCUCUUCUAAAUAUGCCUGUAAAUAUUGAUUUUACAAUAAAGGAAUAAAAAUUUAAAAUCU